UACAUGUUCUGUAAAAUUGUCAUCUUACUUAAAUAAAUAUAACUAAAGCUAGUUAUUCUGAGAUAAACAUACAUACAAUCACAUUUUUAAUUUCCCAUACAUAGUUGUAUUUAUUAAAGGUGACAUAUUUAAACACAUAUAUUUUGGCGAGUUAACAAUAGAAAUAUGAUCAGUGGGAACAAACCAGCACAAAAAUUAUUGUUUAUUUGUUCAUCGUUUACUUGCAUUUAUUUUCCAGGCAUAUUAAUAUUAUUAAAAAUUAAUGGAACAUUGUAUAAUGUUGGCUCGUACAAAUUUAUUCCUAUAUUAUUAAUAUUGAUGUUUGCUGAAGUGAUAAAAGUAAUCUUCUCUUUAUUACAAAGAGAACCAGUGCUUAUUACCAAGAUAGAAACUAAAACAUCAAAAAGUAAAAGAUCAAGGAUAAAAUAUAUUAAAGAAGGUUUUAAAUUUGUUAUCACAGGCAUUAUAUUGUCAAUCAUUUAUUAUUUCCUUAUUAUUAUGUUCGGUGCGCCAGUUUUUAAUCAGCAAGAAGAAACCACCAUGCUUACAAUAAUAUUAACAUGUUUAACAUUUGUUCCUGCUAGUUUACAUUUAGGAGUAAAUACAACGGUCAAUAUUUUAAUAGGAGCAGAAACACAGAAAGAGAAUGUACUUAUCAAUGCUGCUAAAAUUGUUAUAAAAACUACAUUUUUGGGUACUUGGUUAGGUGCUAUUGUAAUUCCAUUAGAUUGGGAUAGACCGUGGCAAGUAUGGCCUAUCCCUUGCGUAAUAGGUGCUCUUCUUGGUUAUACAAUUGCACAUUUUAUCAUUGUUUUUAAGACUCUACCUACAUUGAAACAAAGUAAAACGUUUUAAAUAACUCCGUAUGUUUAUCGACUCUAACAAAAUUAUGUAUUAAACUAGAAGCAAGAGAUACAUUUAUAUUUGUUAUAACAAGUACAAAUGUAUUUAUGUAAAUAUUAUUAUAAGUUGCAUUUAUAGAAAUAAUGUAAGAUAUCAUACCAUCCUACUUAUUCUUGUAGUAUAAUCAUUUAAUACAAUCAAUCAUCUAACAACACCCUUCAUGUAUUUUAUUAUUUUAUCAUAUAUGUUUACAAAUACGUAUGUAUAAUAAUCAUUAUAUAAAUAACGAAAGAAGAGGGAGAAAAAAAAAGAAGAAAAUGCACCACAACCUUAUGUUUAACUGAUUUUUAUUAGUGAAAAAGCUUCCGUUAACCGACUGAUUACAUUCACUUUAUACAACAAAUACGUAGAUCCGUAACGUUAAUUACGGUUUGACGGGUGUUAAGUGUUCGGCAUGUAUCAAUGAAUAUCAUAGAUAUUACACGAUUUUAACGCGUGAGUAAAGAACGAAAUGUCUUUUCCUUCAUAUGGGUAUAUAUGUAUGAUCAAUCGUGUUUCGUGUAUAUAUAUGUAUGUGCGCGUGAUGUAUGUGUGUAUAUGUGUACCCAUUUAUCAGCCGCGCGUGUAUGGGUGGGUGCUUACAUACGUGCAUGCACGAGAAGAGAUAUCCUUACCAAAAAAUGAAAUAAUACUAUGAGAAAGACGAUUUAACGAUCGUCCAACUUGGAUUUUGACUAUCGUCUACAAUAAGACUACCAUCGUCUUUUAUUUGUUGUAUAAUUAAUUAGAGUUAAUCGGAUCGAUCGGAACAAUCCUCCACGUAGAACGAACGGACGAUAAUAAGAAAAGCGAGGGUAACGCGUUACGCGAGUAUGUGCGGACGAUUACAUUAAAGAUCUAUGUGUAUGUAUGGAUGGUGCAUGAUGAUGUUGUAUGUGUAUGUGUGUGUUAUAUGUACGAUGUUGUAUGUGUAUGUGUAUGUGUAAGCAUGUAUGUAUGUAUGUGUGUAUGAUGUAUGUAUGUAUGUAUGUAUGUAUGUGUGUAUGAUGGAUGGAUGGAUGGAUGUAUAUAUGUAUGUCACACGGCUACUAAAUAUCCGACAACGGGAUCGCAAAAUAAUUGUCAAAAAAUGAAGCACUUUGACCGCAAACGCGAUAUGCAUGUCUAUCGGAUUACAUAGUAACGUAUUGUUCUUUUUUUGUUCCUUUUUUAUCUUGUAUUUUUUUUGUUCUUUUUUUGUUCUUUUGCUUAAGUUUCAGAAAUGCUUGACGCAUCUUCGCGUACUCCGUAAUCGGUGACAA
Vespula vulgaris is the source of this 2144-nucleotide messenger RNA. It is a transcript of the gene PIG-F, whose product is annotated as phosphatidylinositol-glycan biosynthesis class F protein. Gene Ontology annotation, cellular component: endoplasmic reticulum membrane. NCBI's taxonomy places the organism in Eukaryota, Metazoa, Arthropoda, Insecta, Hymenoptera, Vespidae. The coding region runs from base 166 to 855 and encodes 229 amino acids. Gene Ontology annotation, biological process: GPI anchor biosynthetic process. The transcript has 2 exons. The record is from RefSeq and is a predicted model, not a curated record.